Messenger RNA from Rhinopithecus roxellana (golden snub-nosed monkey), 2723 nucleotides. RefSeq names its product arachidonate 15-lipoxygenase type B (gene ALOX15B). The transcript is spliced from 14 exons. The record is from RefSeq and is a predicted model, not a curated record. Lineage: Eukaryota; Metazoa; Chordata; Mammalia; Primates; Cercopithecidae. Bases 131 to 2161 code for a protein of 676 amino acids. Gene Ontology annotation, biological process: lipid oxidation; linoleic acid metabolic process. Gene Ontology annotation, molecular function: arachidonate 15-lipoxygenase activity; protein binding; iron ion binding.
GUGCUUUUUAGGGGAGUCCACCGGACUUGGAGUCAGUGACAAUAACCAGGGGUAGAGCGGGGCGUUUCCCAGGGGUGAGCCCAGCUCUGCAGCCUUGUGCGCAGUAGACAGCUGGUCUUAGGCUGGCCCUAUGGCCGAUUUCAGGGUCAGGGUGUCCACUGGGAAGGCCUUCGGGGCUGGCACAUGGGACAAAGUGUCUGUCAGCAUCGUGGGGACCCGGGAAGAGAGCCCCCCAAUGCCCCUGGACAAUCUCGGCAAGGAGUUCACUGCGGGCACUGAGGAGGACUUCCAGGUGACGCUCCCGAAGGACGUGGGCCAAGUGCUGCUGCUGCGCCUGCACAAGGCGCCCCCAGCGCUGCCCCUGCUCGGGCCCCUGGCCCCGGACGCCUGGUUCUGCCGCUGGUUCCAGCUGACACCGCCGCAGGGCGGCCCCCUCCUCUUCCCCUGCUACCAGUGGCUGGAGGGGGCGGGGAGCCUGGUGCUGCAGGAGGGGACAGCCAAGGUGUCCAGGGCAGACCACCACCCCCUGCUCCAGCAACAGCGCCAGGAGGAGCUGCAGGCCCGGCAGGAGAUGUACCAGUGGAAGGCUUACAACCCAGGCUGGCCUCAUUGCCUGGAUAAAAGGACAGUGAAAGACUUGGACCUCAAUAUCAAAUACUCCACAGCCAAGAAUGCCAACUUUUAUCUACAGGCUGGCUCUGCCUUUGCAGAGAUGAAAAUCAAGGGGUUGCUGGACCGCAAGGGGCUCUGGAGGAGUCUGAAUGAGAUGAAAAGGAUCUUCAACUUCCGGAAGACCCCAGCAGCUGAGCACGCAUUUGAGCACUGGCAGGAGGAUGCCUUCUUUGCCUCCCAGUUCCUGAAUGGUCUCAACCCUGUCCUGAUCCGCCGCUGUCACUACCUCCCAAAGAAUUUCCCCGUCACUGAUGCCAUGGUGGCCUCAGUGUUGGGCCCUGGGACCAGCCUGCAGGCUGAACUAGAGAAGGGCUCCCUGUUCUUGGUGGAUCACGGUAUCCUCUCCGGCAUCCAUACCAAUGUCAUUAAUGGGAAACCUCAGUUCUCUGCGGCCCCGAUGACCCUGCUGUACCAGAGCCCGGGCUGCGGGCCACUGCUGCCUCUCGCCAUCCAGCUCAGCCAGUCCCCCGGCCCCAAUAGCCCCAUCUUCCUGCCCACUGACGACAAGUGGGACUGGUUACUGGCCAAGACCUGGGUGCGCAAUGCCGAGUUCUCCUUCCAUGAGGCCCUCACACACCUGCUGCACUCACACCUGCUGCCUGAGGUCUUCACCCUGGCUACCCUGCGCCAGCUGCCCCACUGCCACCCUCUCUUCAAGCUGCUGAUCCCGCACACCCGGUACACCCUGCACAUCAACAUGCUUGCCCGGGAGCUGCUAAUCGUGCCGGGCCAGGUGGUGGACAGGUCCACAGGCAUCGGCAUCGAGGGCUUCUCUGAGUUGAUACAGAGGAACAUGAAGCAGCUGAACUAUUCUCUCCUGUGUCUGCCUGAGGAUAUCCGGACCCGAGGAGUUGAAGACAUCCCAGGCUACUACUACCGUGAUGAUGGGAUGCGGAUCUGGGGUGCAGUGGAACGCUUUGUCUCUGAAAUCAUCGGUAUCUACUACCCAAGCGAUGAGUCUGUCCAAGAUGACAGAGAGCUCCAGGCCUGGGUCAGAGAGAUCUUCUCCAAGGGUUUCCUAAACCAGGAGAGCUCAGGUAUACCCUCCUCACUGGCGACCCGGGAAGCCCUGGUGCAGUAUGUCACCAUGGUGAUAUUCAACUGCUCAGCCAAGCAUGCGGCUGUCAGUGCAGGGCAGUUUGACUCCUGUGCUUGGAUGCCCAACCUGCCACCCAGCAUGCAGCUGCCACCACCCACCUCCAAAGGCCUGGCAACACGUGAGGGCUUCAUAGCCACCCUCCCACCCGUCAAUGCCACAUGUGAUGUCAUCCUUGCUCUCUGGUUGCUGAGCAAGGAGCCUGGAGACCAAAGGCCCCUGGGCACCUAUCCAGAUGAGCACUUCACAGAGGAGGCCCCUCGGCGGAGCAUCGCCGCCUUCCAGAGCCGCCUGGCCCAGAUCUCGAGGGCCAUCCAGGAGCGGAACCGGGGCCUGGUGCUGCCCUACACCUACCUGGACCCUCCCCUCAUCGAGAACAGCGUCUCCAUCUAAACCCCAGGGGAACACAGGCCCGGAUAACAUCCCUUUGACCACGUCGCUCUAGGAUAACUGGCACCCAGAGAAAAGGACUCCUCGGAAAAACAGGCCUCCAUGUGCCUCUCCUGGGACAACCAGACUCUGUAACUCACCCCCACCACCAUACACACAAAAAAAACAGAAACAAAAUCAAAGCACAGAAAGCAAAAAACCCACCAAUAACAGUCUCAGGACAGAACCACUGAGACUUUUGGGGGCUGUAAGCCUCAAAGUGCCUGAAGAGCCCACUUGAGGGUUUUGCUAGUUGGUUUUGUUUUGCAUUUUACAACCGUGGGGGGAGGCAUAUAAUCCUGCCUGUGGGCCCACUAGCCUCCACUGAUUGGACCUUAUGGUCACCCAAACUCAAGGACAGUCACCAAGAAGUGGCUGCCAAAGAGGCCGGGCACAGUGACUCAUGCCUGUAAUCCCAGCACUUUGGGGGAUGGAGGCAGGAGAAUCACUUGAGGUCAGAAGUUCAAGGCCAGCCUGGACAACAUAGCAAGACUCCACCUCUACCAAAAAAUAAAAAUUAAAAAAC